Messenger RNA from Nanorana parkeri, 918 nucleotides. Its product is annotated as olfactory receptor 8J2-like. Gene Ontology annotation, molecular function: olfactory receptor activity; G protein-coupled receptor activity. The coding region runs from base 1 to 918 and encodes 305 amino acids. The transcript has a single exon. Gene Ontology annotation, cellular component: membrane. The record is from RefSeq and is a predicted model, not a curated record. Lineage: Eukaryota; Metazoa; Chordata; Amphibia; Anura; Dicroglossidae. Gene Ontology annotation, biological process: G protein-coupled receptor signaling pathway.
AUGAAUUCUUACAAUCAAACCAUAGUCACUGACUUUAUUCUAAGAGGAAUUUCUGAUGACAGUGAGAUGCAGGUUCCAUUCUUCCUUCUGGUUCUGGUCAUUUAUCUCAUUACUCUUGGUGGUAACAUGAUCAUUAUUAUUCUGAUCUGCCUGAACCAACACCUCCACACACCUAUGUACUUCUUUGUGGCCAAUCUGUCCAUCUUUGACAUAUCUUGCUCCGCAGUCACUCUUCAUAGGGUACUCACUAACUUCCUAUUAGAUGAUAAAAGAAUUUCCUUCUUUUGUUGCAUGGCACAAAUGUAUAUAUUCUCAGGCUUAACAAGCAAUGAAUUACUUUUACUGUCGGCCAUGAGUUUUGAUCGUUAUGUUGCAAUUUGUAAUCCUUUACGCUACCACAUGGACAUGAAUCCUAGAGUCUGUUCACUGUUGGCUGCCAUAUGCUGGUCAGUAGGUAUAGUACAAGUUCUUCCUAUUGCUGUUGUACUGUCAAUCUCCACCUGUUACAAAUCUAAUGAGAUCAAUCACUUCUUCUGUGACAUGAUGCCUUUGAUUAAACUGUUAUGUGAUAUUUCAUUUAUAGAACUUUUCGUUUUCAUAAAUGCAAUGUUUUAUGCUACCUUUCCAUUCUUGUUCACUUUUGCCCCAUACAUACCUAUUAUAUCAACCAUACUGAGGAUCCGUUUCAGCACUGGUAGACGUAAAGCCUUCUACACCUGUUCCUCCCAUCUCACUGUGGUCAUCCUUCUUUAUUCCACCUUAAUCUGCCAGUAUCUAAGACCAACAUCAAUGGACAAAGAAGACUCCAAUAAACUGUUCUCAUUGUUUAAUACAGCUGCUCUUCCCAUACUAAAUCCUCUAAUUUACAGCCUAAAUAAUAAAGAUGUGAAGUCAGCUUUAAAGAAGAGUCUGAGAUAA